CUGGUUUUUCAGUCAGAUUCUCUCAGACACACCAGAAUGAGGCUUAUUCUGCUGCUAGGACUGCUUACCUUCACAUAUGCAGCUGAAGAGUCUUGCAUUGAGCGGUGUGAAAAUGGUUUCGACGCCACCAAGAACUGUCAGUGUGACUCCAUGUGUACUUACUACAAGAGCUGUUGCAAAGACUAUGAGUCCACUUGUCGUAUUUUAACUCGUGGAGACACCUUUCCCUUUUAUCCUGAAGAUGAUGAAGAGGAAUCAAACAGCACAGAGGAGUCCAUCAGAUCCAGAUCACAGCACAACAUGAUGACCCCAUCUCCAGCAACCUUUGCAGAAAUAUUAAGCCUAUUAACAACAACUACGCAUGUCUUGGACUCAAAGCCAGAUGAUAAGACAAAACCAGUGAUUGCCACUGCUGCCACUCCAACUUCUAGAUUAACCUCCAUUAAGACUUUAACCCCAACCAAAACUGAAAACCCCACCCCAACAAAGGCUAAAGACCCUGAUGCUGAAGUCUGCAGUGGUAGACCCUUUGACUCCUUCAUGCAGCUUAAAAACGGCUCUAUCUACGCCUUCAGGGGAGAAUAUUUUUUUGAGCUUGAUGAGAAAUCAGUGUUGCCCGGGUACCCAAAGCUCAUCCAAGACAUCUGGGGAAUUAAAGGUCCAAUAGAUGCUGCUUUCACUCGCAUAAACUGCCAAGGAAAGACAUACAUCUUUAAAGGUAACAAAUACUGGAGGUUUGAUGAGGGUGUAUUAGAUGAGGACUUCCCACGAAAUAUUUCUGUAGGAUUUGAGAAGAUACCAGACAAUCUGGAUGCUGCCUUUGCCAUUCCUGCUCAUAGCCACCAUGGGAAAGAGAGGGUUUAUUUUUUUAAAGGAGACCAAUAUUACCAGUAUGAUUUCAGGCACCAGCCAUCGCAUAGGGAGUGCAUUCAAUUGUCAUUGAGAUCUCCUUCAGCACUCUUCAGAAGAUACACUAACAUUUAUAAUGACAGAUGGUUUGAACACUUCAACCAGCUCUUCGGUGGAGCCCUAAAUCAUCACGGUGACCAUCACUUCAUCAACAAAGACUGGAUUGGCAUCAAAUCUCCUGUGGAUGCUGUGCUGGCUGGCAGACUCUAUGUCACUCCAAGAUGGCCCAGCAGGAGGCACCAGGACAGGCGGGAUUACCGGCGGAACUGGGACCAGCAGUGGGAUCAAGAAUGGGGCUCCAGACGCAGACAGAAUAGAUCUCCAUACUGGGAGACUAUGGCUGAGAGAGGCAUCGGCAUUGGACAGGAGUUCACUCAGAGGUUUGGCCAGGACAGGUGGAGAGACCAGGACAGACGCAGAGAUGAUUAUCGUAGGAGGAAUGACGAUGAUUAUAACUACAGGUACAACCCUUCUGAAGACAUAGCCUAUGACAUACUGCGCAGGAGCCAGCCCUUACAAAGCGUCUACUUCUUCCAAGGAGAUCAUUACUAUCGAGUAGAUCUGCGAACCAAGCAAGUUGACUAUGCAAACCCUCCAUACCCGAGACCUAUUGGCAAAUACUGGCUUGGCUGCAAAGACACACCAGGGGCAGAAAAAAGAUGAGUCUGACUGCAAAAGACUGGCAUUUAUUAGUAUUUAUCAUGUCAUAAGACGAGCAUUUGUGUGGUCUAAAAAAGGCAUCAGCACAACUGUGAUUCUGUUGUAUGUAAUCACAGCCAUGCUGAUAUUUUGUCAUUUCUUUCUUUUGUUUUUUUCACCAUUCAGUUUAUGUGGAUUAUGUUAUCAGGAAAUGAAAACAUAUUUAAUGGAUGGACCAAAGAGAUCCAUUUGGAUAGCCACACGAUCUACACGGUCCAAUUUGAAAUCAAUGACUGUGUGUGUUUUUACCUCAGGACCAGGUCAAUGUUACAGUUAGCAGCACAAUCAAUGGGGACAAAGUUCAGCUUGUAACCUGUAUUCCUGAUUGUUGCAUUGAUUAGUUCUCUGUUGUCACCAUGUUAUUCCAUAAAUAUAUCAUCUGAACUAGGCCUAUACAGAUGUGGGGACAUUGAGAAUUAUUCAUUUUUAUUGAGGACUUGCAUGAAGCAAUUUAAUUGUGUUCUGUACUGAGGGUUACAAAAGAAGGCAAACUGCUCAGGCUACAGCCAUAAUCUUUACCUCUUUUACUUAGGAACAGUAAUGCAUUUAAUAAAAAAUCAGUAAUUCUUUUUCAUGUGUUAAUUCAUCAUUCCUUUUCAAAGCACAUCAUAUUAAAGGUGCUUUAAAAAUACAAUUUUGAUGAAAUGACAUGAAGAACAUGUCCUAUUACCUGUCUUAUCAGACAUAGGUGCCAUGAAAUAUCACACCAGUCUUUGUUACACUAGGGCUAGGCUAUGUACUGUAAACAGCGGGCCAUGGCCAGAACAAUUUGAGCCAUUUCUGCCUGCUAAUAAUUCUGUGCGUUAACAGGGCAGCGCAUAUGGGCAGCAGGAAGUUUCUUGUUUUAUGGAUGUCUAUGGGGGGGAUGCUUCAGUGCGUUGAAAUAGCUCAUCCCAUUAUGAAUUUGCCACCUGUCUGCUAAUCUUCAAGAUGUUUUACACCUUGUAAAUUUUUUGCAUCAGGUAGGUUCCAGUGUCUGUAAAUGAAGACUUACUGUCACAACAUAGUUGACCAUUAUGCUCUCAACUAUGGUAAAAGUGCUGAGGUUCUUUUAUCUCAGUAAAUAAAAGCAUUUCUGCUGUUAGUUUGUGUGAGAACACUAUGUUACUACCUUUGCUUUGAUAACUAACAUCAAAGUAGGGCUACUUGUACAUGGUCAAGCAACCAAGUAGCUUGCACACAUUAAAUUACUUUCAUGUUUACUUUAUUUUACUUAUUUUACCUGUGACACUGAGCUGCUCUUCUGCACCAUCUCUUAUUGCAACAGUCUCCAAGCAUUUUAAAGGAAUAGUUCACCUAAAAAUGAAAAUUCUCUCUUCAUUUGCCUCAUGCCAUCCCAGAUGUGUUUGACUUUCUUCUGCAGAACACAUAUUUUGGAAGAAUAUUUAAGCUCUGUAGGUUCGUACAAUGCAAGUGAUGUUGAUGCUCCAAAACGCACAUAAAGGAAGCAUCAAAUUAAUCCAUCAGAAUCCAGUGGUUAAAUCCAUAUUUUUAGAUGGUGAGAAACAGAUCACUAUUUAAGUCAAUUUUUGCUAGAAUGUAUUAUCCCUGCCCUAUAGGGGGCAUAUGCAUGAAGAAUGUGAAAGUUAAAGUGGAGAUUGACUGAGCAGGGAGGAGAAUUAAUAGUAAAAAUGGACUGAAACAUUGAUCUGUUUCUCACCCACACCUAUCAAAUCACUUCUGAAGACAUGGAUUUAACCACUGGAGUCAUAUGGAUUACUUUUCUGCUAACCUAUGAAUUUUUGAAGGGUUAAAAAUUUUGGCACCCAUUCUCUUGCAUUGUAUGGCCCAAAAGAGCUGAGAAAUUGUACUAUAUCUCUAAUGGCGGUUUGGAGCUCCAGCCCCUUUUUGAAGAACUGACUGCAGCUAUAUCCUUUUCAAGUAUCUUGCCCUGUGUGAGGGCGGUGAUUUGGAAAGAGAGGGUGUGUCUAAUUCAUCGGCUGGGAUCCCUUGCAUAGCAUCUCUUGGUCCAGUACAUUGGCAGUAGAAAUAACUGCCUUUACAAAAAAUCUUUCUCACUUAAAUUGAAACUCUUUGAUUUAUAUUCAGCACCAUGUCUUUUAUAACUGUAUAAUUUCUUUUGAAAGUUAUUAACAGAAAUGUAAGUCCAAAAAGUCAAAAGUGUUUUUUUUUUACCUUCAGCACUGUAAAAUGGUGUUUCUUAACUGCUUUGCUGUCAACAAUGUCCUAAUACAUUUCCUGUCUAUGUUUUGGCAUGAUUCGUCUGUUCAAUGUGGUUGAUUGCUCUCUCCAAAGAAAAUAUGGCACCU
Molecule: messenger RNA, 3878 nt
Organism: Xyrauchen texanus (razorback sucker)
Lineage: Eukaryota; Metazoa; Chordata; Actinopteri; Cypriniformes; Catostomidae
Gene: vtna
Product: vitronectin a
Exons: 8
Coding region: 37-1572 (511 amino acids)
Biological process (GO): cell adhesion mediated by integrin; cell-matrix adhesion; immune response
Molecular function (GO): extracellular matrix binding; polysaccharide binding; scavenger receptor activity
Source: RefSeq, a predicted model, not a curated record